This is a messenger RNA of Anopheles coustani, 510 nucleotides long. RefSeq names its product lysozyme c-1-like. Gene Ontology annotation, molecular function: lysozyme activity. The record is from RefSeq and is a predicted model, not a curated record. Bases 6 to 407 code for a protein of 133 amino acids. The transcript is spliced from 4 exons. Lineage: Eukaryota; Metazoa; Arthropoda; Insecta; Diptera; Culicidae.
CCCUGAUGCUGUUGGCACAAUCUAGCACCGUCAGGGCGAAGGUGUUUGAAAAGUGUCCGCUGGCAAGAACAUUCGAUCGGGAGCAGAUCUCGUCGCGUUCAUUAAUAUCCAACUGGGUCUGUCUGAUAAUGGCCGAAAGUGGAGCCGACACGACUAAAUUAACGACGCUCCCCAACGAAUCCAAGAGCUACGGUAUCUUUCAGAUCAACAGUAAAACCUGGUGCCGGGAAGGACGCAAGGGUGGUACAUGCAAUAAGGCUUGCGAAGACUUCCUCACCGACGACGUAUCGGACGACAUCGAAUGUGCUAAAAAGAUCUAUCAGGAAAGCGGAUUCGGUGCCUGGAAGGGUUGGGUUAACAAGUGCAAGCAGAAACCCCUGCCAGAUCUGUCUGGAUGCUGGAACUAGCGCAAUUCGAUAAUAGGGAGGGACAUACUGGAGUACUUUCACGGGUAGAAUACGUGGUUCAGGGAAUUGAAUACAUUGUUUGAAAACAAAAUAAAUGAUUUUA